AUGGGAGUGGACAAAAAUGUAAACCUUAGACCAAAUGGCCUGGGCGUCAGACACGCACAGACGUUCCUGUUGUUCCUCGCUAUGUUGUUCGCAUUCUGCAUGCGCGUCAACAUCAGCAUGGCUAUAGUGGACAUGACGAACGAAAAGCAUGAGGAGUAUUUCGAAUGGUCGCACAGCAAGCAGUCGAUGAUAUUGUCCUCGUUCUUUUGGGGCUAUGUGAUACUCCAAAUACCAGCCGGAGUAUUGGCGAGACGCAUCGGUGGGAAAAUUUUGAUGACCACAGCCGUUUUCGGAAAUUCCCUGCUUUCUCUUCUAAUCCCGUCUGCUGCUAAAUAUGGUGGCUGGCAGAUGGUUUGCGCAUGCAGAGUUCUUCAGGGUCUCACCCAGGGUUUUGUGUACCCUACCAUGCAUCAUCUUGUUAGUCAAUGGAUUCCCUUAGAGGAGAAUGGACUUCUUAGCACAAUUAUCUAUGCCGGUGGACAGCUUGGAAUCGCCUUUCAACUGAUUAUAUCAGGCUUUAUUGCGUCAUCUUGGGGUUGGCAAUCGAUAUUCUACACCAAUGCAGCACUAGGAUUCAUCUGGACGAUCGCUUAUCUUACUUUUGGAUCUGCAUCACCUGAGCAAUCAAAGAUUAUCUCGAAAGAUGAGCUUAAGUACAUUCAGAAAUCAUUGGGACGGGUCGACAAUCAAGAGCACCAUGCCGCGCCCUGGUCAAAGAUAGUCACAUGCUUGCCCCUUUGGGCGGCGGUAGCUGCUCACUGCGGCCAGAACUGGGGCUUCUUUACACUCAUGACCGAAAUGCCAACAUACAUGGCGAAAGUGUUGAAAGUAAAUUUGAAAGAUAAUGGGGUAUUGUCAUCAUUGCCAUAUUUGGCAAUGUACUUACUCAGCUUUCCGAUGGGCGCCAUGACUGAUGUGAUAAUAGGUAAAGGAUGGCUAAGCACAAGUAAUACAAGGAGACUUUUCAAUACAAUCGGAUUAUGGGGCCCUGCUAUCGCUCUGAUAGGGCUUUCGUACACACCCAAAGGAAAUAUAUUUUUGGCUGUCGCAAUGCUGACGCUAAGCGUCGGUAUAAAUGCUGGUCAAUACACUGGCUACAUGUUAGUCAUUAUUGACUUGGCUCCAAACUUCAGUGGCUCAAUGAUGGGGAUCUCUAACUUCUAUGCAAAUAUCAUAUCGAUAAUCGCUCCUCUAGUGUGUGGUUUUAUCGUUCAAGAAGAGACAGAUCCAGCGGAGUGGAGAAAAGUAUUCUUUCUCGCCUCUGGCGUGUAUUUCUUCACCAAUCUUUUCUUUUUAAUAUUUAUGACUUCAACGAGGCAGGCGUGGAAUGAUCAUAAGAAAGAAAAUGAUAUCGAAAUGAAA
Messenger RNA from Iphiclides podalirius (scarce swallowtail), 1362 nucleotides. The record is from the annotation of a GenBank genome assembly. Lineage: Eukaryota; Metazoa; Arthropoda; Insecta; Lepidoptera; Papilionidae.